AUGCGGUUGUCUUCCCUGCUCACCCUGGCAUGUGCCAUCGCAGCUUUCGUUCUUUCGAUCCUAUGUCUACUUGCCGGCGACAAAAGGACAUUUUUGCAAGAUACUGAGAUAUUGACACUCAACAUCUCCCGGCUUGGUCAUGGCAGUCUGUUUGACACCUCCAGUGGCGACAGCGGGCUGCUCUCUGGCCUGAGCAGCACCAUUCAGGAGGGCAUUAACGACAUCAUCGGCGAUGCAGCCACUGACAUUGCUUCACUCCUUGGUCUCCCAGACUUCUUCAAUGUCCAUGUCACCGAUUACUGUCAAGGCGUCUAUUCGCCCAAUUCCACUGCGCCCAACCCAAGACAAAAUGUGACUGAAUGCUCAAAGUCGACCUUGGGCUUUCACUUUGAGCCUACCAAGAUUGUCCAGGACCAUUUGCCGGCUGGAAUCACCUUGGAUGAUAUCCACUGGCCAAGUGACAUAACAGAUGCUGAGAACACUAUCAAGAUUGUCAGCCGGGUCAUGGUGAUCUUCUACAUCAUCGGGAUUGUCUUGUCAGGCAUUGCAAUGUUCACUGCCGCCGCUGGCAUAUUUACCAAUGGCCGACUGUCAGCCUUCUUCAACUGGUUGGUGGACGUGGUUGCCUUUAUCACCCUUGGGGUUGCCUCCGCUGUAGCAACGGCUGUGAUGGUCAUUGCAACCAACCGAAUCAACAAAUACACAGAUGAGAUCGGCAUUGCUUCAUCCAAAGGCGGGAAAUUCCUUGGAAUGACAUGGGCGGCCACGGCAGUCAUGCUGCUGGCAUCAUUUGUGUCUAUUGUGCAAUGUUGUGUGGGACGACGAAACACCAGGCGAUACGGCGAGAAAGGCGGAUAUUGA
This is a messenger RNA of Fonsecaea nubica, 861 nucleotides long. RefSeq lists its product as hypothetical. Lineage: Eukaryota; Fungi; Ascomycota; Eurotiomycetes; Chaetothyriales; Herpotrichiellaceae. Gene Ontology annotation, cellular component: plasma membrane; cell cortex of cell tip. The record is from RefSeq and is a predicted model, not a curated record. Bases 1 to 861 code for a protein of 286 amino acids. The transcript has 3 exons. Gene Ontology annotation, biological process: fungal-type cell wall organization.